Molecule: messenger RNA, 588 nt
Organism: Aspergillus novofumigatus IBT 16806
Lineage: Eukaryota; Fungi; Ascomycota; Eurotiomycetes; Eurotiales; Aspergillaceae
Exons: 1
Coding region: 1-588 (195 amino acids)
Source: RefSeq, a predicted model, not a curated record
AUGCCAGCCUUAUCUGGAGUGCUCACCGCAAUCUGGCACAGACCAGUUCAUCUUUUCAGCAUGCUCUCUUCCGGAGUGAAAUUUGCCUGGGCAAACAUGUUCUACUUCACAAACCUGCUUGAAUCCUGGAAAGCGUCCUCAUCUGCAUCAGGUGGCGGACAGUCGCCAGCUUUUCAGGCUACCAAUGAAAUUAUUUCGAACUACCAGAGCAUGAUGAUUAAAUCGAACUCUGGAAAAAUGGAGGAUACCGCGUCGUGCAAGCCCAGUUCAGCAGAUCCAAUUCAAGACGUUGUCGCAGCCGAGAUGAACUUUGGGAUAUCUUACAUCAGAGACUACCACGGCAUUGAGAUCACAGAGGGCCAGUUUUGUAUCCUAUUUACAGCUCGUCUCCAGCGUCUCCCCGACAAGCUCUAUCUCAUAUCCUGCCCGCAAUUGAUUCACGCACCUAAUUUGACUUCUGAUAACCGGGAAUUACUUCGAGUCAGACUCGAUGCUGCUGCAGACUCAAUACGAAAAGAAGAGUGGGACAAGCUCAAGAGUCGUUACGACAUUGUCAAAAAGGAGUGGUUUAUUGUUUCCGAUGAGUAG